AUGGACGGCCGCGGCACGAUGAAGCUCAAAAGAGGUAAUAAGAUAAACGAAGUCUUACCAGAUCCCAGUAAACUGCCCGAUGGGAAGUUCAAUUAUUACAUUCGAGGUUGGUCUUCCUACACCUCCAUCAAGAAUCUUACUAAGAUCAGCCACGAGCUCGUAGCGUCCUGUACUGCGGAGAACCGUGAGGUGGGGCCGAUACCCAAAACGAACGUCCUGAUCCUCCCCGCCGACAGAAACACCCACGACGGGGAGGAAGAUUCGGAGGGAUCGUUGACGGUUGAGGUGGAGCUCGCCGACCAGCUCCAGGUAGAGGGGAUCACCAAAAAGCUCAUGAAGGAAAAGGCGGCUUUGAUACGAACCUGGAAGCCGGUCGAUCCCGCGCAGGCGCUCCCGCCGCCGCCAUCGCAACCGCCCGCGGAGGAGGGGAAAAGCGGCAACGACGCCGAUUCGGAAAAAGAUCCGGAGCCCUCCGCGGGCACCGCCCAGGCAUUCAAGGACGAAGACGCCACCAAUGCGAUCGACGUUCCUCCUUCUUCUUCUCUUAUCUCUGUGCCUCUUCCCUCUCCUCCCGCAGUCGAUCCGGAGUACCUUUUGGAGGAGCUACAGAAACUCGAACUGGAUUAUGGGUCGCAGUUCGGGAACCUCGACAACUGUAUUGUGGGGGAUCUGCACAUUAUGGGAGUGGAACCGAACAUCGUGGUGCACCCCGACAUCGUGCCCGAAGUCGCUGAGGAGGAAAAGAAGACGGCCAGCAAACGGAGGAUCUCCCAAACGAAACAGAAGGGGAAAGGAGGAAAAAAGGCGAAGCUAACCCCCGAGCAGCUUGCUGAGUUGGAGCGGCAAAAGGAAGAGGAGAAGGCUCUUCGAGAACGGCAGGUGCAGGAGUCAAUAGAGCGCGCUCGAAGAAAGGAGGAGUUUUUGAAAACCUUUUCCCAUCCCGAUCGUUGGGCGCAGAUCACCAUUUCCGGUCUAACCUUCAUGGGCAGCAUCCGAGUUAGUCGUGCUCACGUUACCUUUCUGAAUUGCCGCUUUAUGAGUCCUCUCGACAAGGGUGAUAAUGACGAGCCUCAGCUUAGCGUUUUUCCUUACAGCGUGGUGCGUCUGACAAAGUGUACCUUUGAAACGCCCACGAGUUGCGGCCUAUACGCCUUUCCCUGCUCGCAGGUUUUAGUUAAAAAAUGCCUGUUCUCCGGUCUGCCGCAUCAAGAGCUCGCGUUAAACGAGUACAAGGACCGGAUCGGCGAUACAAGAGAUCCUCCAAAUAUAGAUAACGCGGAAGUUUCCUCCUCAAAGAGCAAUGAUGAGUUCAUUAACAAAUUUUCCAGUAAAGCCAACGGUGACCCCGAGUCAAGUGAGCAGCCUUUGAGUGAGGAGCUCACGGAUCGCUACAACGCUUUGCGUGAGCGCAAUGAGAGUUUAGUCGGCGUGCAGGUGGAUAGUGCUCGAGUUUCCAUAAAGAGCUGCCGCUUUAUUUGUCUAGGAACCGGCGUUUUAUUUUGCGGCCGAUGCGUACUCUCCGAGCUUCCACCGCUUUCCUUCGUCGUGAACGAGUUCAAGUCGCCUACGGCCAUGACCAUGACGAAUUCUCAGCUGCACCACAUGUAUGGUACCGCGGUUGUAAUUGAGGCUUUUGAUGUUCUACUCAAAGAUAACGAGAUUCAUGACUGUGAGUACUACGGGCUAGACUGCUACGCUAAGUGUGUCAAUGUGAGUGUGCUGCGAAAUCGUUUUGGGAUUCGCGGCACCGUGCGAAUUCGAAAAGGUAUCCGUAUUAAGCUUCUGAAUAAUACGCUACACGAAACGUUGAUGGAUGACAACGUCUAUGAUAAUCCAUGCCUUGAACCAGUUUACUAA
Messenger RNA from Phytomonas sp. EM1, 1857 nucleotides. Lineage: Eukaryota; Euglenozoa; Kinetoplastea; Trypanosomatida; Trypanosomatidae. The record is from the annotation of a GenBank genome assembly.